UUAAAGGUACGAUGGAUCCGACCUAGUGCCCUAGUCAAGUCAGGCGUGUCUUUCUUAAGAAUUAGAUGCCACUUGUUCCAGUGCCGAACGUCAGGGAUUAAUCUUAAUAGGCUUCUCCCGUCUGCCGCACUCGACAUGUCUUGAGCACGAAUGUAGCCCUCAAACUGAGGAAUUUUCUCGGACUAUGGACAUAAUUUGUUACCUGCUAGUUAUAGUUUUGUUUAAUAUUCAGGCGCGCGAAAUAUAUUCUCAAUGUUUACGCGGUUGCAGCUGUAUAGACGACCGCCAUGGAAGGUCACUCAUAUGUAUGGAGGAGAGCGCUUUUGGGGCCAUACCACGGAAUCUCCCAGAUGAUAUGAACAAAAUACGAAUAGAAAAAUCUCACUUCACUGAAAUACCCAGAGGGGCUUUCUCAAAAACACCCGCCUUGGAGAACUUGUGGCUGAACUUCAAUGAUAUCACAGUGAUAAAUUCAAAGGGUCUGGAGGGUUUAGGGAACUUAACAGAGCUCCGGUUGCAAGGGAACAAGCUACGUUCAGUACCAUGGACAGCGUUCGAGGACACGCCGGCCCUCAAGAUCCUGGACCUGAAGCACAACCAGCUGGACGUCCUGCCGGAGCAUGCGUUAAAAUUUUUGCCAGGUCUGACUUACUUAGACCUUUCUUUCAAUCGGCUUACGGUCAUAUCGAAGGAGGUUUUCCAAAACUGGCCACUGUACCAAAAGCUACAGAGCAUGGAGGAGCGGGAGGCGACCGUGUCCGGGCCGAACGUCGUCCUGGCGCUCCACGACAACGCCUGGCUGUGCGACUGUCGCCUGAAGGGCUUCGUGGAGUUCAUCAGAUCCCUGACACCCCCGAUUAUUCUGAUGAACUCCUACUUGACCUGCUCAGGGCCGGACUUUAGGUCGGGCAAGUUCUUCCACGAGAUAGACCUGCAGGCCUGCGUAAAGCCCGUGGUGAGCACCCCGUCCACAAACAUCAGCCUGCUGCAGGGCGCCAACCUCACCCUGCACUGCCUCGCCAAGGGGAGACCCGACCCAGCUGUAUGGUGGACAUAUGGUCUGAAGAUAAUCAGAGGAUUUCAGGAAUCUCUGGAAAGAGUGGACGAAGACACGUUUAAAUCCCUCCUGGUGAUUCCUUCCCUCCAUGCUGCUGACCGUGGCGUGUACACCUGCACUGCUGUCAACUUCAUCGGAAACUCGUCCGUCAGCGUCCUCCUGGAGGUGCGCUCCACUGACAGCUCCCAGUCACCACACCUCCCAGGCUUCCCGGCUGCACCAGGUGCUGACCAGGAAAAUGUCUACAUUGACAUCCGCAUCGCCAAACAAACGGUGCGUGGAAUCACUAUUGAGUGGUACGCCGCCCUGGAGCGGCCCGCCGAAACCUGGUUCACCAUCCACUUCGGCCGGGCGGACGCUCAUAAAAAAGAAAUGAUCUACAUUGGCCCUGGGAUUCACUCUUACUCUGUUGCCGAUUUGAUGCCUGCCACCAAAUACGAGAUCUGCGUGGCCCUCAAGAACCAGGCGCCACGUCCGGGCCAGUGCAUCAUGUUUGUGACAGGAAGUGACGUUACUGAGAUGGAGCAGAGGGAGAAGCUGAUUCACAUAGUGGUGAUAGUUUUAGCCAUGGUGCUGGCGGUGCCUAUAGGUAUGUACGCCUGCACCACUGACACCAGGUUCGCCUGCGUGGAAGGCGUCAUGCAGCUGUGGAAGAACCGGCGGAGAGGGAGCGGCUCGCCGGGGAGGGAGCGGGAGAGGCAGGGCACCUUCGACAGUCUGCAGGCCGCCAGUGACGAGGGCCUGGUCAAUAAAGAUUCCAGUGAAGAAAGGAAGGUGAGGAGGAGGUCAGAUGACAGACUGUACAAGGGCAAAGCAGACCACAGCAGACUCACAGCUGAACUUUAUUAAAUUAGAAUUUGUUAGACAAACGAGGGCAAACAAGACUCUGACCUUGUACUAGAACAAUGACAACUUUUUUAAAAAAACAGAGCAAAUCUGCUGUAUGCUGACUUUGAUUUUGAUGACAUUCAGAGGACAGUUUUGUCUGCCUUGGUUUUAAUCCUAUCUCUUCCUCUGUUCUAGGCCGGGGAGGUUGUUGCAAAGAUGUGAAUGAUGACCGUUAUGUCAAGAGUGUAAUUCAAGGAUUUGCCGAGUGUAGGGAAUGUGCUGUCCGAAGUAUGACCUGUCUGACUUGUCAUCGUGAUGUGUUUAAAUGUUCAUUCAGUGUUCAAAUCAUUCAUUUUGAAAUUGCUUAAGUUACUUUUCAUGAAGCCUUUGUUGUUGAUUUGAACGUAAAGGAGCUCAAAUGACUGUAGAAAAAUAGUUCUAUGUAUUUGGAUCCACUUCACCUUUGAUUCAUCGUGCAAACAUGAUGUUUUUAGACACACUGGACGUCGAACAAGAAAAUCUUGUUGCUGAUUAUAUAAAUGGAUUGUUAAUGUUGUCAAUGGAAAAAUGUCCUUGUUAAACUUCCUCACGGUAGCGGUGCAUCCAUACUUCAGGGCCUGAUCAGGCGCAUAGACUAAAGAAGACGUUUUCUUACUUUUUCUUACAGUUUUGUACAAAAAGUGUGUAAAUAUCCUGAAUGAGUCAGUUACUAGAUAUAGUCUUGUAAAUAGAAAGUUUCAUUUUAAAUGUAAACAGCUGCUCCUAAAGAAGAAUUAUGAGGCAAAUGUCAAAAUGUCACCAAAAAAAAUUGUACUUUUGUGUCUCUUUUGGGUAGUUUGGUAACACAUACACAAUCUGUAUUUGAAAUAAAUAGAUUUAUUAAUGAAA
Molecule: messenger RNA, 2773 nt
Organism: Mugil cephalus (flathead mullet)
Lineage: Eukaryota; Metazoa; Chordata; Actinopteri; Mugiliformes; Mugilidae
Gene: lrit2
Product: leucine-rich repeat, immunoglobulin-like and transmembrane domains 2
Exons: 3
Coding region: 185-1906 (573 amino acids)
Molecular function (GO): protein binding
Source: RefSeq, a predicted model, not a curated record